AGAAACCAGUGUAUGCAAAACUACUCACUGCACAUAUUGGGGUUUUCCACAUAGUAAUCGUUGUAUCGUACAAAACCCAGUGAGCAAGAAACGUACACUUAAAAACAGGGUCAGCUCUGCCACAAACGAAGCAUCAAACUAAGAGAAGAAAGAAAAACAAGAGAGGACCGGAGUCCGGACCCCCUACCUUCCCUAAAAUCAAGCUACUGUUCUUUUCCCACCGUACUUGGCUGAAAGAUUGAUUCUUUAGUUACUUAGCUGAAAGAUUGAUUCUUUAGUUGCUUGAUUUGAUUCCUUGUUCCGCGUUCUACGGGUACUUUUAGUUGUUGGAUCUGAUUAAUGGUUUAGGGUUUUCUUUGUCAUGCAAAAAACAAGAGGAACCCAUGUCUUGAUUGUUUGAUUCAUGAGAUAAAAGAUAAGGUUUUCUACCUUUUCUGCGAUUCUUCAUUGGAGAUCUGUCUUUCAAUCUAUACUACAAAAGGGAAAAACAUGGCGGCUAAUCGGUGGUGGACUGGGAAUGUGGCAAUGGGAGGCGUCGGCUCGAUGUCUCCGACCCCAUCGCUUCACCUUAGAAACCCAUCGGAAGAUCACCAAAUCGCAGCUCUUAGAGCUAAUGUUAGCCCUUCGAAUGAAGAUCAUCAAGAGGAUAAUGAAGAUAUCCGGGAUAAUAUCGAACCCGAAACCGUUGAGCUUGGUUCUGGUUCUGGUUCGGGUUCGGCCUCACGCCGCCCUCGGGGUAGGCCGCCUGGUUCGAAGAACAAACCAAAGCCUCCGGUUGUUAUCACUAAAGAAAGCCCUAACUCUCUCCGUAGCCAUGUGUUUGAGAUCGCCAACAGCAGCGACGUUGCCGAGUGUAUCGGCAAUUUUGCUCAACGUCACCGCUGCGGCGUCUCGGUUUUGAGUGGGAGCGGUGUUGUCACCAAUGUUACACUCCGCCAACCGGCUGCCCCUAGUGGGGUGAUCACUUUACAUGGAAGAUUCGAGAUUUUAUCUUUAUCGGGUGUGUUUUUGCCCACACCGUCUUCCCCGGGAGCGACAGGACUGACGGUGUAUUUAGCCGGAGGACAAGGCCAGGUUGUCGGAGGGAAUGUGGUCGGGGCACUGGAAGCAUCCGGACCGGUUAUGGUUAUUGCGGCGACGUUUACUAAUGCCGUUUACGAAAGGUUGCCUAUAGAGGAUGAAAAUAGUGGCGGUGGAGGAGGAGAAGGCGGUGACCGCGGCGACAAUAACAAUAACAUCAACAACAACAAUAACAAUAGUAGUAACGAUGGUGGCGAUGUAAAUUCAGGGUCUCAAUUUCAAGUUAUGAGCCAAGAUCAUCCCCAAGGUGGUUCCAUGCCUAUCUAUAACCUGCCUCCUAAUAUGGUGCCUAAUGGACAAAUGCCUCAUGACUUGUUUUGGGGUAAUCAGCCUCGUCCGCCAUUUUGUUAACCGGAAACAGCUACGGAUCGAAUACGAUGACCGGGUUUUGGUACAAAACAAGUUGUGGGUUUUAUUUUUGUUCAUGUAAGAGUAGUAACAAAGGUAGGGCUUUUUCUUUUACAAUGUUCAUAGUUUCUAAUCUUUCUGAAUUUA
Hibiscus syriacus is the source of this 1575-nucleotide messenger RNA. Its product is annotated as AT-hook motif nuclear-localized protein 15-like. The transcript is spliced from 2 exons. Bases 490 to 1431 code for a protein of 313 amino acids. The record is from RefSeq and is a predicted model, not a curated record. Gene Ontology annotation, cellular component: nucleus. Gene Ontology annotation, molecular function: minor groove of adenine-thymine-rich DNA binding; DNA-binding transcription factor activity. NCBI's taxonomy places the organism in Eukaryota, Viridiplantae, Streptophyta, Magnoliopsida, Malvales, Malvaceae.